This is a messenger RNA of Penicillium pulvis, 2022 nucleotides long. Its product is annotated as putative succinyl-CoA synthetase subunit alpha. Bases 1 to 2022 code for a protein of 673 amino acids. The record is from RefSeq and is a predicted model, not a curated record. Gene Ontology annotation, cellular component: mitochondrion; succinate-CoA ligase complex (ADP-forming). Gene Ontology annotation, molecular function: succinate-CoA ligase (ADP-forming) activity; succinate-CoA ligase (GDP-forming) activity. Lineage: Eukaryota; Fungi; Ascomycota; Eurotiomycetes; Eurotiales; Aspergillaceae. The transcript has 9 exons. Gene Ontology annotation, biological process: tricarboxylic acid cycle.
AUGCCUCUAUAUCCCUUGCCAAGACGCGUGCCCCAGACGGGGCUGCGCUGGGCCCGGAGCUUUUCGACAUCCCCGCGCCACUCUAAUUAUGCAGAUACCCUUCCUAACCUCAAGAUUGGAGCUCAUACGAGAGUCUUGUUCCAGGGUUUUACGGGACGACAGGCGACUGCUAAUGUCAAGGAGUCGCUGGAAUGGGGCACUAAAAUUGUGGGAGGUGUGAAGCCUGGAGUUGAAGGUGAACACCUGGGACUUCCGAUCUUUCCCUCUGUCAAGGCGGCUCAAGCAAGAGCAAAGCCUGAUGCAUCUGCGAUCUAUGUUCCGGGAAACCAGACUGCCAAGGCCAUUGAAGAGGCAAUUGAGGCAGAGAUUCCAUUAGUGGUGGCUGUAGCUGAACAUGUUCCUAUCCAUGACAUUCUCCGGAUCCAUUCAAUGCUGCAAACGCAAUCCAAGACUCGCCUUGUCGGCGCAAACUGCCCAGGUAUUAUAUCGGCCAUUGGCAAGUGUCGCAUCGGUUUCCAGCCUUUGCCUUGUUUUGCUCCCGGUAAUAUCGGCAUUGUUGCCAAGUCGGGCACUCUAAGCUAUGAGACAGUCGCAUCGACUACCCGUGCUGGACUCGGUCAGAGUCUCUGCAUUAGCAUGGGCGGUGAUGUGCUAGCUGGUACCAACUUUGUGGACGCUCUCAAGAUUUUCGAGCACGAUACUGAUACUGAGGGUAUUAUUCUUGUCGGUGAGAUUGGCGGCACUGCUGAGAUGGAUGCUGCGGAGUGGAUCAAGGACUACCGACAGCGGACUACCAACCCCAAGCCCAUUAUGGCCCUCGUUGGUGGCUUAGAAGCACCUCCCGGUCGCAUCAUGGGACACGCAGGCGCCUGGUGUGCACCUGGAGAGCCGGAUGCACAAACUAAGUACCAAGCACUUGAACGUGCUGGUGCUGUCAUGGUCAAUCACCCCGAGAAGUUUGGCGAGGGGAUGAAGACCCUCUUGGGUACUGGCGUGAGCAGGCCCGGCACACAAUCCUUUUCGGCCGCAGGGGCUCAACGGCGCGGUUUCCACACAAUGAGACGUGUCAGCCCGAUCUCGAGGCCGGCUCAGCAAAAGCGCGACCUCUACAUCAAGCAGUUUCAGGCAUUUGAUAUCCUAAAGCAAAAAUCCAUUCCUGUUAGCGAGCAGACAUCGCCCUCUGAUAUGUCUAUCUCCAUCUCGGUUGACCGUACUUCUUUGUCGCCGUGCAUCGUCGCUUCGCCCGACGCAGAGUUCAACCCUACGCAGUCUCGCAAGUUUCCAUUCAGCUACACUGAGACCAACUUGGAAAACAGUUCCCUUGUCUCCGCCGUGGCUUCAUACGUUGGCCUUCCCGAAUCAUCACACGACAAGCUCGCAAGCUUAGUUCAGGCCCUGUGGAGCAUCUUCAAGGAGAAAGAGGCCUUUUUAUUAGAGACUCGGGUUGGAGCCUCCGCCAAUGGAAGCUUGGAAGUGCGUGAUGCACGGUUUGGAUUCGAUGAUGCCGCAUACCGUAGCUCAGGGCGCCAGGAAGAGAUUCACUCUUUGCGGAACACUGCUGAGGAAGUCGCCGAGGAGAUUGAAGCCGAGAAAGACGGAAUUGUCUAUGUCAAGCUGGAAGGAGAAGGUAGCAUUGGCACACUCGUGAACGGGGCAGGGCUUGCUAUGAAUACAGUCGAUGCACUCAGUAUUCACGGAGGUCACUGUGCCAACUUCCUUGACACUGGUGGCAAGGCUACUUCUGAGACGGUCAAGUCGUCUUUCCGAAUUAUUUGUUCCGACCCCCGCGUCAAUGCAAUUUUCGUCAACAUCUUCGGUGGCUUGACACGUUGCGACAUGAUCGCCGAGGGAAUCAUCCUAGCAUUCCGGGACUUGAACAUGCAAGUGCCUGUUGUGGUGCGGUUACGUGGAACGAACGAGGAGCUUGGGCAAAAGAUGAUUGCCGAGAGUGGGCUUCCUCUUCAUGCUUUUGAUGGCUUUGAAGAGGCCGCGAAAAAAGCUAUCGCUCUUGCUCGGAAAUAA